AUGCGUCCGGAGAUCGAACAGGAGCUGGCUCACACCUUGCUGGUGGAGCUGCUCGCCUACCAGUUCGCCUCGCCCGUCCGAUGGAUUGAAACCCAAGAUGUCGUCCUCGCCGAGCAGCGCACCGAGCGCAUUGUCGAGAUCGGUCCCGCAGAUACCCUCGGUGGCAUGGCCCGCCGCACACUUGCCUCCAAGUACGAGGCCUACGACGCCGCUACCUCCGUGCAACGUCAGAUUCUCUGCUAUAACAAGGACGCUAAGGAGAUCUAUUACGAUGUCGACCCCAUUGAGGACGAGCCUGAGCCCACGCCUGCGGCGGAAGCGCCUGCGGGUGUCGAAGAUGCCCCCGUUACCGCCGUGGACGUGCUGCGAUCCCUCGUGGCGCAGAAGCUCAAGAAGAGCCUGGCUGAUGUGCCAUUGACAAAAGCGAUUAAGGAUUUGGUUGGAGGCAAAUCUACAUUACAAAACGAGAUCCUGGGUGACCUGGGCAAAGAGUUCGGCUCCACACCGGAGAAGCCGGAGGACACUCCGCUGGACGAGCUUGGUGCUGCCAUGCAGGCCACCUUCAACGGCCAAUUGGGCAAGCAGUCGUCCUCUUUGAUUGCGCGUACCGUCUCCUCCAAGAUGCCCGGUGGCUUCAACAUCACAGCAGUGCGGAAAUACUUGGAAACCCGCUGGGGUUUGGGCUCCGGCCGUCAGGACGGAGUGCUGCUGCUCGCCAUUACUAUGGAGCCGGCCUCCCGUCUUGGCUCUGAGGCUGACGCCAAGGCCUUCCUCGACGAUGUCGCCAACAAGUACGCCGCCAGCGCCGGUAUCAACCUCUCUGCCCCUGCUGCCGGUGGUGACUCCGGCGGCGGCGGCGGUGGUGGCAUGAUGAUGGACCCGGCCGCCAUUGAUGCCCUCACCAAGGAUCAGCGUGCGUUGUUCAAGCAGCAGCUCGAGGCUAUUGCCCGCUAUCUCAAGAUGGACCUGCGUGCCGGUGACAAGGCAUUUAUCACUUCCCAAGAGACCCAAAAGGCUCUGCAGUCACAGAUCGACCUGUGGCAGGCCGAGCACGGUGACUUUUACGCCUCUGGUAUCGAGCCGUCUUUCAACCCUCUCAAGGCUCGCGUGUACGACUCCUCCUGGAACUGGGCUCGCCAGGAUGCUCUUAGCAUGUACUACGAUAUUAUUUUCGGCCGUCUGCAGGUGGUGGACCGUGAAAUUGUCAGCCAGUGCAUUCGCAUCAUGAACCGCUCCAACCCUCUUCUCCUCGACUUCAUGCAAUACCAUAUCGACAACUGCCCCACAGAGCGUGGUGAGACCUACCAGUUGGCCAAGGAGCUCGGACAGCAGCUCAUCGAGAACUGCCGCGAUGUUAUGGAUGUCGCUCCCGUCUACAAGGAUGUCGCUGUCCCGACCGGCCCUGAGACCACCAUCGACUCUAAGGGUACCAUCGGCUACAAGGAAGUGCCCCGUGCUAGCGCUCGUAAGCUGGAGCACUACGUCAAGCAGAUGGCCGAGGGAGGUCCCAUCUCCGAGUACAGCAACCGAAACAAGGUGCAGAACGACCUGAAGAAUGUCUAUAAGAUGAUUCGCAAGCAACAUCGUCUCUCCAAGACCUCACAGCUUCAGUUCGAUGCUCUCUACAAGGACGUCCUGCACGCCCUCAACAUGAACGAGAGUCAAAUCAUGCCUCAGGAGAACGGCAAGAAGUCUGGCAUCAAGCGCGCUCCCCGUCCCGGCAAGGUCGAGACCAUUCCCUUCCUGCACUUGAAGAAGAAGAGCGAGCACGGCUGGGAUUACAGCAAGAAGCUCACCGGCACCUACUUGAAGGUGCUGGAGUCCGCUGCUGCUGAGGGUCUGUCCUUCCAGGGCAAGAAUGUCCUCAUGACCGGUGCCGGUGCCGGUUCCAUCGGCGCGGAGGUUCUUCAGGGUCUGAUCAGCGGUGGUGCCAAGGUCAUUGUCACCACUUCCCGAUUUUCUCGUGAGGUCACCGAGUAUUACCAGGCCAUGUACGCCCGCUACGGUGCCCGCGGUUCCCAGCUGGUUGUCGUGCCCUUCAACCAGGGUAGCAAGCAAGAUGUGGAGGCUCUUGUCGAAUACAUCUACGACAUUAAGAAGGGUCUCGGCUGGGAUCUGGACUUCGUCGUUCCUUUCGCCGCCAUCCCUGAGAAUGGCCGUGAGAUUGACAACAUUGAUUCCAAGUCCGAGCUGGCUCACCGUAUCAUGUUGACCAACCUGCUCCGCAUGCUGGGCUCUAUCAAGAGCCAGAAGCAGGCCAACGGCUUCGAGACUCGCCCGGCUCAGGUUGUCUUGCCUCUGUCCCCCAACCACGGUACCUUCGGUAAUGACGGUCUGUACUCCGAGUCUAAGUUGGCGCUGGAGACCCUCUUCAACCGCUGGUACUCUGAGAACUGGAGCAACUACCUCACCAUCUGCGGUGCCGUUAUCGGCUGGACCCGCGGUACUGGUCUGAUGAGCGGCAACAACAUGGUCGCCGAGGGUGUUGAGAAACUUGGUGUCCGCACCUUCUCUCAGCAGGAGAUGGCCUUCAACCUUCUGGGUCUGAUGUCCCCCGCUAUCGUCAACCUUUGCCAACUUGACCCCGUCUGGGCUGAUCUGAACGGUGGUCUGCAGUUCAUCCCCGAUCUCAAGGGAUUGAUGACCAAGCUCCGCACUGAUAUCAUGGAGACCAGCGAUGUCCGCCAGGCCGUCAUUAAGGAGACUGCCAUCGAGCACAAGGUUGUCAACGGCGAGGACAGCGGCGUUCUGUACAAGAAGGUCGUUGCUGAGCCCCGUGCCAACAUCAAGUUUGAAUUCCCCAAGCUCCCCGACUGGGAGAGCGAGGUCAAGCCCAUCAACGAAUCUCUCAAGGGUAUGGUCAACCUCGACAAGGUCGUCGUUGUCACCGGUUUCUCCGAGGUUGGUCCCUGGGGUAACUCUCGCACUCGUUGGGAGAUGGAAGCCAAUGGCAAGUUCUCUCUCGAGGGCUGUGUUGAGAUGGCCUGGAUCAUGGGUCUGAUAAGGCACCACAACGGUCCGCUCAAGGGCAAGGCCUACUCUGGCUGGGUUGAUGCUAAGACUGGUGACCCCGUCGAUGACAAGGACGUCAAGCCCAAGUACGAGAAGUACAUCCUUGAACACACCGGUAUCCGCCUGAUCGAGCCUGAGCUAUUCAAGGGCUACGAUCCCAAGCAGAAACAGUUGCUACAGGAGAUCGUCAUCCAGGAGGACCUCGAGCCCUUCGAGGCCUCCAAGGAGACUGCUGAGGAGUUCAAGCGUGAACACGGUGACAAGGUUGAGAUCUUCGAAAUCCCCGAGUCGGGCGAGUACACUGUCCGCCUGCGCAAGGGCGCCAACCUGCUUAUCCCCAAGGCUCUGCAGUUUGACCGUCUGGUCGCUGGCCAGGUCCCUACCGGCUGGGAUGCCCGCCGCUACGGUAUUCCCGAGGAUAUCAUCGAGCAGGUCGACCCGGUCACCCUGUUCGUUCUCGUCUGUACCGCCGAGUCUAUGCUAUCUGCCGGUAUCACUGAUCCGUACGAGUUCUACAAGUACGUCCACUUGUCGGAAGUUGGUAACUGCAUUGGUUCCGGUAUCGGUGGUACCCAUGCUCUGCGCGGUAUGUACAAGGAUCGUUACCUUGACAAGCCGCUGCAGAAGGAUAUCCUGCAGGAGUCCUUCAUCAACACCAUGAGUGCUUGGGUGAACAUGCUGCUCUUGUCUUCCACUGGUCCUAUCAAGACCCCCGUUGGUGCUUGCGCCACUGCUGUCGAGUCCGUUGACAUUGGUUACGAGACCAUUGUCGAGGGUAAGGCCCGUGUCUGCUUCGUCGGUGGUUUCGAUGACUUCCAAGAGGAGGGCUCUUACGAGUUUGCCAACAUGAAGGCUACCAGCAACGCCGAGGAUGAGUUCGCUCACGGUCGCACUCCUCAGGAGAUGUCGCGUCCGACCACCACCACCCGUGCCGGUUUCAUGGAGUCGCAAGGUUGCGGUAUGCAGCUCAUUAUGACCGCCCAGCUUGCCCUGGACAUGGGUGUUCCGAUCCACGGUAUCAUUGCCCUGACUACGACCGCCACCGACAAGAUCGGCCGCUCCGUGCCCGCUCCUGGUCAGGGUGUUCUCACCACUGCUCGUGAGAACCCUGGCAAGUUCCCUUCGCCCCUGCUGGACAUCAAGUACCGUCGCCGCCAGCUGGAUUUGCGCAAGAAGCAGAUCAAGGAAUGGCAAGAGUCCGAGCUACUCUACCUGCGUGAGGAGGUUGAGGCUAUGAAGGCUCAGGGGGAUGACACUUUCAAUGAAUCUGACUACCUGCAGGAGCGCGCCCAGCACAUCGAGCGUGAGGCUGUUCGCCAGGAGAAGGAUGCUCAGUUCAGCCUGGGCAACAACUUCUGGAAGCAGGAUUCGCGCAUCGCUCCCCUGCGUGGUGCCCUGGCCACCUGGGGUCUAACUGUCGACGACAUUGGCGUUGCUUCCUUCCACGGUACCUCCACUGUUGCAAACGACAAGAACGAGUCCGAUGUGAUCUGCCAACAGCUCAAGCACCUUGGCCGCAAGAAGGGCAAUGCCGUGAUGGGUAUCUUCCAGAAGUAUCUGACCGGUCACCCCAAGGGUGCUGCCGGGGCUUGGAUGUUCAACGGCUGUCUGCAGGUUCUGGAGAGUGGUCUCGUUCCAGGUAACCGCAAUGCCGACAACGUUGAUAAGGUGAUGGAGAAGUUCGACUACAUCGUCUACCCGAGCCGCAGCAUCCAGACCGACGGAGUCAAGGCCUUCUCGGUCACCUCCUUCGGUUUCGGUCAGAAGGGUGCCCAGGUCAUUGGUAUCCACCCCAAGUAUCUGUAUGCCGCUCUUGACCAGGCACAGUACCAGACCUACAAGAACAAGGUCGAGGCCCGUCAAAAGAAGGCUUACCGGUACUUCCACAACGGCCUGAUCAGCAACACCAUCUUUGUCGCCAAGAACAAGGCUCCGUACGAGGACAACCUCCAGAGUAAGGUCUUCCUGAACCCCGACUACCGCGUUAGCGUCGACAAGAAGACCUCUGAGUUGAAGUACUCCGCCGCCGCCCCCAAGGCCGAGGCUUCUGGCACGGAAAGCACCCGGCAAAUGGUCGAGUCGCUGGCCAAGGCCCACGCCACCGAGAACAGCAAGGUCGGCGUGGAUGUGGAGAACAUAGACGCUGUCAACAUCUCCAACGAGGACUUUGUCGAGCGCAAUUUCACCGCCAGUGAGCAAGAGUACUGCCGCAAGGCUGCCUCCCCGCAGUCCUCGUUCGCUGGCCGGUGGAGCGCAAAGGAAGCUGUUUUCAAGUCUCUUGGUGUGAGUAGCCAAGGCGCUGGUGCCGCACUGAAGGAUAUUGAGAUCGGAAGUGAUGCCAACGGCGUGCCCAUUGUCAACCUCCACGGAUCCGCCGCCGCCGCCGCCAAGUCUGCCGGCGUGAAGUCGAUCAAUGUCAGCAUUAGCCACAGUGACAGCCAAGCCGUUGCCGUGGCGGUUUCGCAGUUCUAA
Molecule: messenger RNA, 5484 nt
Organism: Penicillium argentinense
Lineage: Eukaryota; Fungi; Ascomycota; Eurotiomycetes; Eurotiales; Aspergillaceae
Product: trifunctional fatty acid synthase subunit FAS2
Exons: 4
Coding region: 1-5484 (1827 amino acids)
Biological process (GO): long-chain fatty acid biosynthetic process
Cellular component (GO): fatty acid synthase complex
Molecular function (GO): fatty acid synthase activity; magnesium ion binding; 3-oxoacyl-[acyl-carrier-protein] reductase (NADPH) activity
Source: RefSeq, a predicted model, not a curated record